Molecule: messenger RNA, 1901 nt
Organism: Phlebotomus argentipes
Lineage: Eukaryota; Metazoa; Arthropoda; Insecta; Diptera; Psychodidae
Gene: Fic
Product: protein adenylyltransferase Fic
Exons: 2
Coding region: 130-1491 (453 amino acids)
Molecular function (GO): protein binding
Source: RefSeq, a predicted model, not a curated record
GAAAAACAACACAAUUUGGUGAGAAAACCACGUCAGUCUUUGCCAAAGCAAUUUAAUCCGUGAUAACCAGUGAUAAGUGGCAAGAAUGCCAGUGCUGAUUAGUUCGUGACCCGUUCGUGCUUUUCCACCAUGCUCAAGAGUCUUCUGGAAGAGAUAAAAUCGUCAAAUUGGAGGCGAAAAAUGCAGCUCUUCUCCCACUUUGUCAUCUUCUUCCUGGGCAUCUUCUGCUCAAUUCUUGUGAUAUUCCUCGCCAGGAACUACACUGUGGUGGAGAAGACGAAGUACGUGCUGCCGUCGGAGAAUUGGCUGCAAGUGCGAGAGGAUUUCCAGGUCAGGAAGUUCCUGGACAGCGAGAUGCCUGCAGAUUUGCUGGGGCAGAAGAAUGAGGCUCUGUCCAUCCUCAAGGUGGCUGAGGACUUCAAGAGAGACGGCAAGGAGGACAAGGCGCUCAAGCUGUUUGAGCAUGCCAUCGCUCUGGCGCCGAAGCAUCCUGAAAUACUGACAAAGUUCGGGGAGUUCCUGGAGCACUCGAAGAGGGACGUCGUCAAGGCGGAUCAGCUGUACUUCCAGGCGCUGAUCGUCAAUCCGACCCACGACGCCGCGCUGCUGAAUCGCCAGAGGACCGCCAACAUCGUGGACAGCCUGGACCAGGAGACGCUGACGGAGCUGGACAGGAAGAGAGACGCUCUGUCGCAGAUCCACGAGUCCAGCGCGGCGCUGCGCAGGGCCAAGAAAGAGGCCUACUUCCAGCACAUCUACCACUCCGUGGGAAUCGAGGGCAACACCAUGUCGCUCUCCCAGACGCGCUCCAUCCUGGAGACCCGGAUGGCAGUGGCCGGGAAGAGCAUUGACGAGCACAACGAGAUCCUGGGACUGGAUUCCGCCCUCAAAUACAUCAACGCCAGCCUGGUCAACAGGAACGACUUCAUCAGCCUGAAGGACAUCCUGGAGAUCCACAAGAGAGUCCUGGGCCACGUGGAUCCCAUCGAGGGUGGCGUUCUGAGGACAACGCAAGUCUACGUCGGCGGACACAUCCCACCCGGCCCGGGAGAUCUGCAGAGUCUGAUGGAUCGCUUCGAGCAGUGGCUGAACGCGCCGCAAACCACAUCUCUUCAUCCAGUGAAACUCGCGGCUCUGGCGCACUACAAACUCGUGCACAUUCAUCCGUUCGCCGACGGCAAUGGCAGGACUUCGCGGCUGCUGAUGAACACCAUCCUGAUGCGCGCCGGCUAUCCGCCGGCGAUCAUCGCGAAGCAGCAGCGGCUGCAGUACUACGACGCCCUGCAGACGGCCAACGAGGGCGACGUGCGGCCGUUCGUGCGCUUCAUCGCCGAAUGCGCCGGCAGGACGCUGGACUUGUAUCUCUGGGCCACGGGAGGACUCACGCCGCAGAUUCCGCUGAUGGCGGAGCAGGAGGACGGCGGAAUGGUGCUGAAGAUCGAUCCUAUCGACGAGGGCAGUGGCCAGAGUGCCGUGAAGGACGCCGGAUGACGUCUGGAGAGCUUUAGUUUAGCAUUUGUAGUUAGUUUCUGUAUUUAUUUCUGCCGCUUUGCACUGGAAAACAUGCCGAAUUACCUCAAUUUUGCCACAACAUUAAAUGCAGGGAAAUGCACAAAAUAAUUUAUAAUUGCACAAUGUUCGAUUAAAAAUUUAUUAUUUGGUGAAACAACAAAUAUUCAUUUUUUUUCUUCAACAUUUAAUCCCAUUACAAUUUUACACAAUAAAAUAUUCUGUGUAUUUUUUUCCAUCAUGUCUUCUAUCAUAUAAUUAUUGUAUUAAACAUUUUUUUUUCUUGUUCCAUUAUGUUUUCUUGUGUAACAAAUUUACCAUAAUAAAUUGCGUGUGUCAUUUAAAUUCUAAGAGUCCAUGUUAAAAAGUAGGAUCACAUUCAUAUAAAUUGU